GCCUUUAUAUCCGUCGGUCGGGCUGCCAUUCAGCCGGGCGGCCAUUGUGUCCGACAGCAUCGCGACACAGCUGCGCUUCGGGGCCGCGACGCCCUUUGUCCUGCUCGGAUUACCCGUCCUGCUGCACACUAGACCGCAUUAUUGAUCACAUCCGAUAGGUACUUAUUGACCUGUGCGGCCGGCAGAGUGUCGAUGAUUCAGCGCGGUAUUUGCAGCCGCUGUCCUGCAUGCAUGGUGCCCGGAGGAGCCGCCGCGUGAGCACUCUCCCCGGAUGGACAAUAUGGGGUAACAUGUGACUGGGAGAAUGGCCACCAUGACAGAGAAUUCCGUCGGCAGCUCACAGUCUUCCUUCAAGGCCGUGACCCUGAGGGUGGUUGACCUGCCUCUCUCCGUCUAUCACAGCAUUUCCCAGGUGCGGCUGAGCGCCGGCACCAAGAAGCUCCUGGCCAUCAGCGCCUUCAGCGCUAUCUCCCUCCUCUUCCUCGCACGUCAUUUACGGAGGAGGAAGCCCAAGAAUAAGGUCCAGUCGCCAUGGGAGCAGAGACACUUCGAUUUCCUGACCACGGAGCCACCGGAGAAAGAAUCGAGCCGAGCCAGCAGCCGGCAGAACCUCAGCCUCUCUCUGAACUCCAGAAGCUGCCAGUCCUACAGUCACGCCCUUCCUAGCGGCAGUCUGUACAGCAAACUCUCCAGCUCCCUCCAGAGUCUGACCUCGGUGAAGAGUGCCAACUCCUCUAGUAGCUGCGCUUAUGUCAACAGCUCCAGCCCCUGGGACAAGGGCUGUGAGGACAGUGACGCAUGCGACAUCGUCAACAUCCCGGUCACCACUCCCGAGAACCUCUACCUGAUGGGCAUGGAGCUGUUUGAGGAGGCCCUGAGGCGCUGGGAGCAGGCGCUGACCUUCCGCAGUCGGCAGGCGGAGGACGAGGCCGGCUGUGGCUCCGUAAAGCUGGGGGCUGGAGACGCCAUCGCCGAGGAGAGCGUGGAGGACAUCAUCAGUGCCGAGUUCAUUCACAAACUGGAGGCGCUGCUGCAGAGAGCGUACCGGCUGCAGGAGGAGUUUGAGGCCGCACUGGGCUUGUCGGACGCAGCUUCGCUCGCCAACGAUAUCGACAAGGACACGGACGUCACGGUGUGUGAGGACUCGGACGAGCUGGGCCUGCGCGAUACCAUGAGCAUCGCCUCCACGGACUCCUUUGUGUCGGCCGCCGAGCUGUCGGAGCACCGUGACCUCCGGAAUGCGUACACCCUGGGCUCCCUCUGCCAUUACUCCCUGUACGAGGAGGCGCUCCGGCUGGCUGAGGAGGGCAAGGUCUCCUGCAGGGUGCUGAGGACGGAGAUUCUCGAAUGCCUGGGAGACACCGACUUCCUGGCCAAACUGCACUGCGUCCGGCAGGCCUGUCAGGUAAUUCUGUGUGACCGUACGACCAGAGCCUUCCUGGCUGACGCCGGGAAGAAGAUUUUGUCCUCCAUCAUUAUCAAAGCACACAAGAGCCCAAAGAGAUUUGAGGAGGUUUUUGAGGAGAUGAUGAACUUCCUGGAGCAAACUGACCACUGGGAGAACACCGAGGUGGAGCUGGCCACGAGGGGGGUGAAGCAUCUGAACUUCUAUGACAUAGUGCUGGACUUCAUUCUCAUGGACUCUUUCGAAGACCUAGAGAAUCCACCCAUUUCCAUCCAAAACGUCGUCAACAACCGCUGGCUUCACGUCUCCUUCAAAGAGACGGCCGUGGCCUCGAGUUGCUGGUCUGUCCUGAAACAGAAGAGGCAGCACAUAAAGGUUCCAGACGGGUUCAUCGCUCAUUUCUACGCCAUCUGCGAGCACAUCAGCCCCGUUCUGGCCUGGGGUUUCCUGGGCCCUAAAAGUCCCCUUCAUGACUUGUGCUGCUUCUUCAAGGAGCAGGUGCUGUUCUUCUUGAAGGACAUCUUUGACCUGGAGAAGGUACGGUACUCCAGCCUGGAAAGCCUCUCUGAAGAUGUGCUGCAGCUGCUGCAGCGCCGCACCGACCUGCUGCUGGCCUACCUCGGUGCUGACACACCAUGCCCCCCCACCGGCUGCAUCGCCACCCAGAGCCCCCUCCUGCCCAGCGCCCUGCUGGAAACCCGGGUGCAGUAGCACCCCCCAAGGCACCAACCCCACGUUUUACUGAAGGACAUCAGCCGUCCUCCCCCCUCCCAUACCUGCUUCAGCCGUUGCACUCUCAAGUUAUGAAGGAAUUGUGUGUUUGACCAUCACCAUUAUUAAACUAGAUGAGAACUCUUGUAAAUAUGACUUGUGACAUAAUCACAUGACCUGCAGGAUAAUCUCCAUGGAGACGACGGUCGCAUAUGAAAUUCACACUCGUCCAGUAGUAUCUGCAUUUGUUUUAUUUGAACUGUACCUGAAGCUUGUGUGUUUGUGUUUUCUGCUGAGUCGUCCCUCACUGACCAUCGAGCCAAAACCCACAAUUCUCUGUCCGCUAGGACGUGCGCUGCUCCGCCCCACGUACCCCCCCACCCCCUGGCAGCCUCGGCCGUGCCUCACGCUGAAGGUUCAAUCUGUGUGCGUCUGAAGGGCCUUACUGAGGACACACCUGCUUAAGCCUGUCUGCCCCCCAGCGAGCACUGGAAAUGAACAGGUGCUUGAAGCUGAUCCCCUCUAUCGUCCCAUAUUUUGGUUUGCCACAAUUCUGUGGGCUCUCACCCAGUGUCUGGUGCCAAACCAAGUCCGGAUCAGCGCUGCCUCCUUCCUCUGGCGGAUGGCGGGUUCGAGACUUGACUUGCCACUGAGUCGUUAGCUUGACAUAGCCGACCACCUGGUGCCAUGUGACUACACAGAAUGAACUCCGAGCCGAGGGGGGGCGGUAGGGUCACAUAUAAUUGAACCACUGUGGAGAGCAGCAUGAUCUAGCCAGUGAACAAAGCAAAACAGGUGAAUGAGGCUUAUUUAUUUUUAUAUGUAUAUAUAAAGUAGCUUUUCCUCUGGCAGAGCUCAGUACACUACUAUUUAUCUGUAUGCACACUAUGUCAAUAAAGGGUUGUAAACGA
Paramormyrops kingsleyae is the source of this 3027-nucleotide messenger RNA. RefSeq names its product mitoguardin 1 (gene miga1). The record is from RefSeq and is a predicted model, not a curated record. NCBI's taxonomy places the organism in Eukaryota, Metazoa, Chordata, Actinopteri, Osteoglossiformes, Mormyridae. Gene Ontology annotation, biological process: mitochondrial fusion.